This is a messenger RNA of Polyodon spathula (Mississippi paddlefish), 4290 nucleotides long. Its product is annotated as potassium voltage-gated channel subfamily A member 2-like. Gene Ontology annotation, molecular function: protein binding; delayed rectifier potassium channel activity. Gene Ontology annotation, biological process: protein homooligomerization; potassium ion transmembrane transport. Lineage: Eukaryota; Metazoa; Chordata; Actinopteri; Acipenseriformes; Polyodontidae. The record is from RefSeq and is a predicted model, not a curated record. Bases 6 to 1694 code for a protein of 562 amino acids. The transcript has 3 exons. Gene Ontology annotation, cellular component: voltage-gated potassium channel complex; membrane.
UUGGAAUGGAGAUACCUUUGGUAACUUUUGAAAACCGUGGUGCUACUGCCAUUGUGAGCGGAGGCAAUGCCAGUGGAGGGUUCGCGAGCUGUCUGGAUCUCCCCCAAGCACCUUUUGCACAAUCUCGGCUGAACAAGGUCCGAGGCAAAGAGAUGAACUCUUGCAACAGCCUGCAAAAGGACUCUGGGAAAGUGAACGACAUGGAUAAUACUUGUAGCAGCAGCGAGGAUGACACGGAUGCCAUUCUCAGGGCUGAUUACAGCCCUCAUCUUUUAGAUGAAGACACCUUGGAUAUUGACUGUGAGAACAGCGAACGGGUAUUAAUUAACAUUGCUGGACUCAGGUUCGAGACUCAACUAGGAACCCUGAACCAGUUCCCAGACACUUUGCUCGGGGACCCCCAUAAAAGGGUAAAGUACUUUGACCCCCUCAGAAACGAAUACUUUUUCGACCGGAAUCGGCCCAGUUUUGAUGGGGUACUUUAUUUUUAUCAAUCAGGUGGGAAAAUAAGGAGACCUGUGAACGUCUCCAUAGAUAUAUUUGCGGAUGAGAUCCGUUUUUACGAGUUGGGGGAAGAAGCAAUGGAGAAGUUCAGGGAGGACGAGGGGUUUAUUAAGGAGGAAGAGAGACCAAUGCCUAAAAAUGACUUCCAGAAACAGGUAUGGCUCAUCUUCGAGUACCCGGAGAGCUCCAAUCCAGCACGGGGGAUCGCCAUUGUAUCUGUUCUGGUGAUCGUCAUAUCCAUUAUAACCUUUUGUAUGGAGACGCUGCCAGAGUUUCGAGAUGAGAGAGAGCUACCGCUGUUUGUCCUUGGAACUAAUACUACUCAGGCUCCGCCACCGAGUAGCACAUCAGACCCUUUCUUUAUAAUUGAGACUACCUGUGUGAUUUGGUUCACGUUUGAGCUUACUGUAAGAUUUUUUGCCUGUCCCAGUAAAUCGGCGUUUUCCAAAAACCUGAUGAACAUAAUAGAUAUUAUGGCUAUCAUCCCCUAUUUUAUCACCCUUGGCACAGAACUAGCAGAGCAACAAGGCAACAACGGACAACAAACGUUGUCACUGUCGAUCCUAAGAGUAAUUCGCCUGGUCAGAGUGUUUAGGAUCUUUAAGCUAUCAAGACACUCCAAAGGGCUUCAGAUUCUGGGUCAGACACUGAAAGCCAGUAUGAGGGAGCUUGGUCUUUUAAUCUUUUUUCUGUUUAUCGGCGUCAUUCUGUUCUCCAGCGGUGUUUACUUUGCAGAGGCAGAUGAGCCCGAGUCCCAUUUCUCCAGCAUCCCUGAUGCGUUCUGGUGGGCUGUGGUAACCAUGACGACUGUAGGGUAUGGGGAUAUGCGACCCAUUACUGUCGGAGGGAAAAUUGUAGGCUCCCUGUGUGCUAUUGCCGGCGUGUUGACCAUUGCAUUGCCAGUACCUGUCAUUGUGUCCAACUUCAAUUACUUCUAUCACAGAGAAACUGACCAGGAAGAGCACACCUCUCUUAAGGAAGAGCCAAAUAGUGGCCAGGAAAGCCCUUGUAGUGACUUGAAGAGGAACCGCAGCAACGCAUCUCUUAACAAAUCGCAACUGGAAAUCAGUGAUGGGGUCAAUAAUGGACGAUCAAUGGAAAAAGAAAACCUCAAAACAAAUAGCAACGUGGACCUUAAAAGGUCUCUUUAUGCGCUUUGCUUAGAGACAAGUAAUGCGACAGACAUGUAAAUCAAAGUGCGUGUUCGGUUAGGUACAGUAGAUAUCAAUUCUAAUAUAGACAGUGUUUGCUGUUGAGAGCUUUCUUUUGUAUCACUUGAUGUCAAACAAGCCCAUAUAAACUGCACAUAGGCCUAUGCAUAUAUAUUUUUUACAGUGUUUGCGCAGUGAGAUUGAUCAACACAUUUAAGUGUCGUGCGUAGACUUUAUAACAUAAACUAUUUAAAUAUUUGUAAUGUAUUACGUUUACAGUACAGAUAACCGAAAGUAUUCAAUACUGUUACAAUACUGGCUUUUGUGCUGUUGAGUACAGUAGUAAAUGUCUCUAUUUAAACACAAACAUAUCUAAUGUGGUGCAAUUAAAAAACAACAAAAAAAAAAAACAAAAAAAAAAAAAAAAAACAACAACAACAGAAUUUUGAAAUCAACUUUAUAUUUUGUAACAGAUGGAAAACAAAAACAAACCAACAAUAAGACUAUAUGAUAGAUACCCAAACUAAGUGCAAACUAUAAACUGGGCCAGGAAUACAUAGCACGCGUAUCAAAAAAGGCUUUAAUAUUGAACAAGUAACAAUUUUUACAAUGUUUAAUGUUUAAUGUAUGGAAUUUGGUGCUGUGAGGUUAAAACAGGGGAACAUCAUCGAUUGUUUCUUAAUCCUUUAUUUAUGUGUAUAUUUGAGUGUUAAUUUUAUUAUUGAAUAUUAGGAACACAGAUAUCUAUAUAUGUGUGAUUAUCCCCUUACCUUUUACAACUACCGCGGGUAUAAAAGCCUUGUGUUGCUAUUCUUUUUUGACAUCCACCUGCUUAAUAUCCAAAGAACCCGUUACUUGACUCUACAGCCUUCUCAAAAUUUAACAAUGUGCUCAUGAACGUUGUGGUUAUUUUAAAGAGAUUUCGAGAAGAACCACAACAGAUCGUGUCGUUUUUUUGUUGCAGAACAGUGUAACACGUGAAAAUUCAAAACUCUAAUGGAUUUUUUGUCUGUGUUUGCAAACCGAUAUUCUGAACAACGUAAAGAAACGCAUCACGCAACAAUUAACCUUAGAAAAACACCCAGCAGCAGAUGCAUAUAUGUUUUAAAUACAAAUGACUUUUCUGUCAUAUUCUGUCAUGGUCUGAGUUGUAUCCUUUUAAUGGUAAUGACAUAAGAACGUCCUGAGACAGUUAUCAAUAACGUUUCCUAGUGUUUUCAUUGAGAAAUCUAUUGACAAUUGACUGCGUUAAAGAACAGAGGGAAUCUGCCUCCAUUCCCCGAAAGCAUUUGCAGACCAGGAGGUCAGCUGGAGUAAAACAAGGAAGCAAAUCCCACGAGAAGAGCCCCGAUGCUUGCUGGCAAAGACGAAAGAAUUCUGUGUCUUGAAAAUCCAACACUGAAGCCAGAGAAUCACCCAUCGGUGAGCAAGACAACAUAAACACAACAAAGAACACUUUGAUAGGACAUCCCCAGUAUGUAAACAAGAAUUUGUGCCUAAAGAAGACUUGGUUCAUCUAGCAAAUGUCAAGAAUUUCCUUCGUCAAAAGAAAGAAUCGCAGCUCUUUUUAUGUAAAACUGUUAGUUUAUGUUUAUGUAAACCUCAAGCCUACCUACUUCAGAACAUGAAGUGAACAUUAACUAAAAGUGGAAAUCCCUUAUAAAUUCAUGCCGGUUAAUCCUGUUGACAUUUUGAAAUCAUUGAUUUCAAUGUGCUGGAGACGGAUAAAAACACUGUAUUGGAUGACCGGUGUUUACCUGGUUAGUGUGCUUCUGUUAGAAAAGACAAGUGCCUCAGCCAAUGAUCGAGCCUUGCUAGCAAAGACAGACAGCAAACAAGGCAAAGAGGAACCGAUGAGAAACCUUGUUUGCAUUGCCAAGCCAAUUGAUGAAAGAAAAAGAAGGGCUUGUGACAAUAUCUGAAAUUCUAGGAAGACGGGCACUUUCAGAACUAAAAAGUAAAUAGAAACCCUAAAGAAGAUAAGUAAUAAUUUCAUGGCUAUUGAACACAGAGCAAACCAACAGGGGCAACAACAGAAACUAGAGGUAGGCAUUAACAAUACAAGACUUACUGUACAAAGGACUUUCACCUCAAAAUACACAGAGAGUACACUGUGCUACUGCCUGUUGGUAAUUACAAUGUACAUUGUGUAAUAGUGGGCAAUUCUCAAACUGACCUCUUAGUUGUAGAGAGUUGACAAAAGGUGAGAACAUAUGUGACUCCUUUUUGCUUAUUACAGUAUAUUUUAGGUAGCCUAAUUCAUUAAUAAUGUACCACAGAUACAAAAAAAACAAAACAAAAAAACAAACAAAGACCACCUCUAAACCAAACAUAUAAUUAAACGUAUCUGGCUCUUUUUUGUUAAAAUUGAAUGAUAAUGUUUUAGCUUUUACAAUUUUAAAUGUAAUGAACAUUUAGUACCAAUGGUAUGACCUAUGGAGGAUAGUCUAAGAAUCUCAUUAUUUGUGUCUAUCUGCCAGAAGCUGUUGCUCUGUGCUCAAUGGUUUUACUAUCACAGCAUCACAAAUGGGCAUACUGCCUUAUAACCAUCAGUUACUUAGGGUUUACUAUUUAUUGCUUUCUAAACAAAAGUAAAUGCAACAUAUUUUUGUUGUCCUUACGAAUGCACAUUGUA